This is a messenger RNA of Pistacia vera, 1503 nucleotides long. Its product is annotated as lisH domain-containing protein C1711.05-like. The coding region runs from base 189 to 1217 and encodes 342 amino acids. Gene Ontology annotation, cellular component: super elongation complex. The transcript is spliced from 4 exons. Gene Ontology annotation, biological process: regulation of transcription elongation by RNA polymerase II; positive regulation of DNA-templated transcription. Gene Ontology annotation, molecular function: transcription elongation factor activity. NCBI's taxonomy places the organism in Eukaryota, Viridiplantae, Streptophyta, Magnoliopsida, Sapindales, Anacardiaceae. The record is from RefSeq and is a predicted model, not a curated record.
CUAAUUAACGAACUCCACUACUCUGAAAGACCAAACUACCCUCUACCCUCUACCCACAAACUCCCUUCUCUGACUUGUCUGCAACUGGCAACUGCCAUCUGCAACUCACCAGAAAAAAAACCCUAGAAUUCUAGGGUUGAAUUCUGCUCCAAUUGUCCUUUAUUUCAUGAAUUGGAAAGUUUUCAACCAUGGCUAACAACAAUGAAGAGCCAAGCUCUGCUCCAGCGUCUGAUCGCUGGUACAACAUUACUCUUGGCUCCUCCUUCAGAGACCACCACUACAAUGGUCAAUCUCCCAAGUUCUGCACUUUACGUUAUGAAUUUAAACCAGCUUCUAUUGAUCGUAACCAACCUGGCUUACUCCACAAGAGCAAGGAUAACAGGGUUACGGUAGAAUUUCAAAACAAUCAGCAGGGAAAACCUAAGGUGAUUUUUGAGGGCGUUGGUGAAGAUUACAGGGAUAAGGACAACGAUGCAGUUUUAUUUUUUGAUGGUGAGACAUUUCGAUUGGAGCGGUUGCACCGAGCUGUGAAGCGAUUGAGGCAUGUUCGUAUACCUGGUGAGCCUUCAGCUGCAGCCGCAUCAACCAUGACUACUUUGGUCACACCUGUGGUGGAAUCUCACUCUACUGCAGUUGGUAAAGGAUCAAAACUACAGCCUUUGAGCUCAGGCAUAGUCCAUGAAACGGUUCAGGUGGAACAGAUUGACACUGGAAACUCAACAAACUUAGCAACUAAAUUUUCCCCCCACUCAGAUGCAGAACCUCAAAGUGAGAAGGAUGUGGAGUGUUCAUCUCUUCCUAAUCCAUCAACAUCAUCACCAUUUGCUGAGAAUUUUGAAGCCGAGGAACAUGUAGAAAUAGUUGAUGACAAUGAUGACGGUUUUGAAGCAGGAAAUAAAGGGAAUGUUUCUGAAAAGGAAUUCUGCACUGGUCUUGAUAUUGAUAUCAACUUACCGCAUCAAGUUGACGUGGAUGAAGAAAUUGCUGAUGUAGAUGUUAGUGAUGACGAUGCGGAUAAGGGCCCUAAUGCUGCUGAAGCUCUUAGAGCUCAGGUAAAUGCCGAAUGCCGAAAGAAACAAACCUCAAGCUCAAGCAGCAGCAGUGAGACUGAGAGUAGUGGGACAGAAAGUGGUAGUGGGAGUGGGAGUGGAAGUGGGAGUGUGAGUACUAGCACUGAUAGUGAAAGUAGUGAUGGUGACUCAGUCAACUCCAUCUGAGAUAUCUUGGCCAUGCAAGCCUUUCAGCAAAUUACUAUGUUGGUGUAGCUUUGAUAUAUGUAUUGAUAGUUGUAGAAAGAUAAGAGUUUUAAGUUCUUUAUGUAUUUACUAAUCUAGGAUGGUUCUUAGGAUUCUAUAUUAAACUGAUCAAUUGUUGAUGUACUUGUAAAAUUAUGGUGGUAGGAAUAAAAAUUAAAGCACGUAGAUUGUAGAGCCUGAUUUUGUAGCAUAGAUGGAUGGUUCAUAUUGAACUGAUGAGGUUGCCCUCAUUAUCAAUAACCAACUU